AUGGCAGGAACCUCCAAAGAAAAUGGUGGCCGCAACCCUUUGUACAAGGGAGUGAGACAACGAAAGAACUCAGACAAAUGGGUGUCCGAGAUACGUGAACCGAGGACACCUAACCGUAUCUGGUUAGGAACAUUCUCGACCCCGGAGAUGGCGGCAAUAGCCUAUGAUGUGGCUGCUCUAGCACUCAAAGGAACUCAAACUGAACUAAACUUUCCAAACUCAGCGUCCUCUUUCCCUGUCCCAGCAUCCAUGUCUCCAGGAGACAUCCAAGCCGCAGCCGCUUCAGCCGCCGCUGCUUUUGGUGCUGCUAGGGAUGCGAUUGAAAUGGCCAACAACAACAGUGUGGAACGGAGUAACGUGAUGAUGAUGAAUGGUAGUUGUAAUGAGAAUGCAUAUGGAUUCAUGGACGAGGAUUUGAUAUUCGACAUGCCUAAUAUGCUCAUGAACAUGGCUGACGGAAUGCUUCUCAGCCCACCACAUCAACCCACCUUUGAUGCUGCUUCUGAUGCUUAUGGUUAUGCAGGAGCAGACGAUUACUUGUGGAGUUUUCCUAGAUAA
Molecule: messenger RNA, 558 nt
Organism: Eruca vesicaria subsp. sativa (arugula)
Lineage: Eukaryota; Viridiplantae; Streptophyta; Magnoliopsida; Brassicales; Brassicaceae
Source: the annotation of a GenBank genome assembly